AUGUCGACCACGCAGACGCAGACUACGAUUAGCCCGCACAACCAGCAGCCGCUGGUAACACGGACCUAUCCGUCGGAGAGCGAGCUGGACAGUGUCAUUGGGCGUUCCGCUGCCGCCCAGAAACAAUGGCAUCACGUCCCGCUGAAGGACAGGAUCGCGAUCGGGCGGAGGUUCAUGGAUGAGUUCCGUAACAUGAGCAAUGAGAUUCCGCUCGAAUUGACUCAGCAAAUGGGCCGCCCCGUCUCCCAGGGUGCUGGGGAGAUUCGCGGUUUCCUCGACCGCACCGAAUACCUACUCUCCAUCGCGGAGACAGCACUGGCGGACGUAUCUCUCAAGGACACGGACAAGCCGGGGUUCAAGCGCUAUAUCAAGCGCAUCCCGCUCGGUGUGGUGCUUGUCAUCGCGCCCUGGAACUACCCCUACCUCACUUCCGUAAACUCCGUCGUGCCUGCCCUGAUCGCGGGUAACUCAGUGAUCCUGAAGCCGUCCCCGCAGACGCCGCUGACGGCGGAGCGCGUCGUGCUGGCGCUGAGGCGCGCGGGGGUGCCGGGGGACGCGGUUCAGGUGCUGCACCUCUCACCAGCACUGACAGCGCACGCGGUGCAACACCCCCUGGUGGACUUUGUGUCGUUCACGGGGAGCGUCGUCGGCGGUCGGGCGAUCGACCUGGCCGCGGCAGAAGCGAAGGGGUUCAAGGGUGUGGCGCUCGAGCUUGGUGGGAAAGAUCCAGCAUACGUGCGCGCGGACGCGGAUUUGGACUACACGGUGGCGGAAUUGGUCGACGGCGCGAUUUUCAACUCGGGCCAGAGCUGUUGUGCAAUUGAGCGCAUCUACGUCCACGAGGAUAUCUACGACACCUUCGUCGCGAAAUACGUCGAGCUCGUCAAGAAAUAUAAGCUGGGCGAUCCGACACUACCGGACACGAACCUGGGGCCGGUCGUGAGCCUCGCCAGUGCGGAAAAGAUCCGCAAGCAGGUCGCAGAUGCAGUUAAAGCGGGUGCAAAGGCGCUGAUCCCGGAGGAGCUGUUCCCCGCUGCGAAGCCGGAUACAGCGUACGUCGCGCCGCAGGUGCUAGUCAAUGUGAACCAUAGCAUGGACGUCAUGAUGGAAGAGACUUUCGGCCCCAUCGUGGGCAUCCAGAAGGUGUCCUCCGAUACUGAGGCAGUGCAACUGAUGAACGAUUCGCCGUACGGGCUGACGGCAUCGGUGUGGACGGACGCGGCGAAGUAUGUGGCGUCGGAGUCGGCUUUCCUUGGGAUCGUUGACAGGCUGCAAACGGGGACAGUGUUCCUGAACAGAUGCGACUACCUCGACCCAGCGCUGGCGUGGACGGGUGUGAAGAACAGCGGGCGGGGCAUCAGUCUGAGCAAAUUCGGAUAUGACCAGCUCACUCGGGCGAAGUCGGUGCACAUGAAGAUCAAGACGGCGUGA
This is a messenger RNA of Sparassis crispa, 1431 nucleotides long. Its product is annotated as Probable betaine aldehyde. NCBI's taxonomy places the organism in Eukaryota, Fungi, Basidiomycota, Agaricomycetes, Polyporales, Sparassidaceae. Gene Ontology annotation, molecular function: aldehyde dehydrogenase (NAD+) activity. The coding region runs from base 1 to 1431 and encodes 476 amino acids. The record is from RefSeq and is a predicted model, not a curated record. The transcript is spliced from 15 exons.